CGUUUCUAUAAAAAAGAUCUAAAAACAAUGGAGUCGUUGAUAUAGGGAGAGUCAACAAGUGUCAUUCUUAGACAUAAGCCCGGCUGUGCCGCGGAGGUAACCGCGGUGUAGUCUACCUAGGAGUAAGAGUGAGUCUACGCAACUGAGACCAUAUACGAAUUACAACUUAAACCACACAAAAAGAAACAACAGAUUUAAGAAAAUAUGUCUAAUACCUUACGACCUUAUUUGAACGCUGUACGCUCUACAUUGACAGCGUCUUUAGCAUUAGAAGAGUUUUCGUCGGAAAUUGUAGAGCGACAAAGCCAGCCGGAGGUUGAAGUUGGAAAGUCUUUAGAGGUUCUUCUGAAGCCUCUUGUUGUUUCUCGUAAUGAACAAGAGCAAUGCUUGAUUGAAAGUUCAGUAAAUAGCGUGCGUUUCAGUAUCCGUAUUAAGCAAGUGGAUGAAAUAGAACGGAUUUUGGUGCAUAAGUUUAUGCAGUUUUUGAUGGGACGUGCAGAAUCGUUCUUUAUCUUACGUCGGAAACCCGUUCCGGGAUACGACAUUUCUUUCUUAAUUACAAAUUACCACACUGAAGAGAUGUUGAAACACAAACUCGUUGACUUUAUCAUUGAAUUCAUGGAAGAAGUGGACGCUGAGAUUAGCGAAAUGAAGCUUUUCCUGAACGGUAGAGCUCGUCUGGUUGCCGAAUCUUACUUAAGUUGUUUUUGAGUUCCCUUACUUCUUUCCGGUAGAAAAAUCAUUUUUAACCUUCUCUUUUCUUCUUAACCCGUUACUUCCAAUCCUCGUCUUCUAUUCUCUAAACACACCUCUUUUUUAUACACAUAUGCAUUUUGAUGCAUACAUGACGACGCUUCUUACGUUCUGAAACUUUCGUAUAAUGAUUCUAUGAACGACUUCAAAACGUCGCAUUCAUAUAAGCCAAGUGCCUCAUGCUUCAUCCUAAGUUUUGAUCCUUGUAACCUCCUAAUACUUAUUUUUUUAUCUCCUUGUAUGUCAC
This is a messenger RNA of Schizosaccharomyces octosporus yFS286, 1000 nucleotides long. Its product is annotated as ARP2/3 actin-organizing complex subunit Arc4. Lineage: Eukaryota; Fungi; Ascomycota; Schizosaccharomycetes; Schizosaccharomycetales; Schizosaccharomycetaceae. Bases 205 to 711 code for a protein of 168 amino acids. The record is from RefSeq and is a predicted model, not a curated record. The transcript has 4 exons. Gene Ontology annotation, molecular function: actin filament binding. Gene Ontology annotation, biological process: Arp2/3 complex-mediated actin nucleation; actin filament polymerization. Gene Ontology annotation, cellular component: actin cytoskeleton; Arp2/3 protein complex.